AUGAAGUUCAGCAAAGCCAUCGGUUUCGCUGCCGUCGCCUCCGCUGGCGUCAUUAACCGCCGGGAUGAUCCUGUCCUGGACAUCUUGAGCCAAGUCGAUUACGCAACCAGGGUCAUCAUCGCACAGGUCCGAGGGUUCAACACAACGACGGCUAUUUCCAUGCAGCACCUUCUCGAUGCUGAUUUCGUGCCGAUCAUCGAGAGCAUCAAUUACGCGGCGUCGAAGCUUUAUUCGCCGGACAAGGCUCUCUCCAUCCAAGAGGCAACUCGUCUCUUUGAGCCUGCCGAAGGCUUCCAAUCGUUAGGUGCUUCCCUUCACGCCGCGUACAGCAGCAAACAGGUGGCCAUCGAGGCCCAUACUUCUUGCUUCAUCACAUUUACUUCCCUUGCUGGACUGCAAAAUGCAUUGAGGUAUUUCAGGCGUACUACAUUUCCCAGAUUGCCCUUCGAAGUCGCGACGCCCCCUGUAGAGGAAUUUCAGUCGUUCAUCCGUACCUUGGGUCAGCUGGGCCAAAUGUUUGCCAGCUGCGUGAAGGGUCAGCAAAUAUACUACUAA
Molecule: messenger RNA, 555 nt
Organism: Drechmeria coniospora
Lineage: Eukaryota; Fungi; Ascomycota; Sordariomycetes; Hypocreales; Ophiocordycipitaceae
Exons: 1
Coding region: 1-555 (184 amino acids)
Source: RefSeq, a predicted model, not a curated record